Molecule: messenger RNA, 3216 nt
Organism: Rhodofomes roseus
Lineage: Eukaryota; Fungi; Basidiomycota; Agaricomycetes; Polyporales; Fomitopsidaceae
Product: vacuolar protein sorting-associated protein 35
Exons: 11
Coding region: 117-3044 (975 amino acids)
Biological process (GO): intracellular protein transport; retrograde transport, endosome to Golgi
Cellular component (GO): retromer complex; late endosome; retromer, cargo-selective complex
Source: RefSeq, a predicted model, not a curated record
GUCGUCGCCGCUGCGGUACCAUCCAACUCACUUAGCCCAUCUCGUCUGCCCUUCAUUUCGCUGCUACGCGACAGGCGUAACAUUCUUUCUCAUAGUAGUAUUUGUCCUUGGACACAAUGGCUACCACGACCACGACCACGACAGCGACGGCGACGACGAUGGUGCCGGAGGAGGGGAAGCUGCUCAGUGAAUCACUGAGCACGGUCAAGAUACAGACACAGCAGAUGAAGCGACAUUUGGAGCUUGACCAGCUCAUGGACGCGCUCAAAAGCGCGAGUCUGAUGCUGGCUGAGCUACGGACUUCAUCACUGUCCCCGAAGCAAUACUAUGAAUUGUAUAUGGCCGUGUUUGAUGCUCUUCGUCACUUAUCCAACUAUCUAUACGACGCCCACACCCAAGGCCGUCACCACCUGGCCGAUCUCUACGAGCUCGUGCAAUACGCUGGCAACAUUGUUCCUCGACUCUACCUGAUGAUGACCGUCGGCUCCGUGUACAUGUCAAUUCCCGACGCGCCGGUGAAGGAGAUCAUGAAGGACAUGAUGGAGAUGUCGCGGGGCGUGCUGCAUCCUAUCAGGGGGUUGUUCUUGCGGCACUAUCUCAGCGGGCAGACGAGAGACCACCUCCCAGUUGGGACGGACCCAGGCCCCAUAGGCAACCUCCAAGACUCUAUCUCAUUCGUGCUCACGAACUUCGUCGAGAUGAAUAAGCUAUGGGUCCGUCUACAACAUCAAGGGCAUUCUCGGGACCGCGAGAAGCGCGAGAUGGAGCGAAAGGAGCUGCGUAUCCUUGUUGGGACCAACCUCGUUCGCCUUAGCCAGCUUGACGGGGUGGACCUCGAUCUUUACCAGCAGAUCAUUCUUCCGAAUAUCCUACAGCAAGUCGUCAGCUGCAAGGAUGUCAUUGCGCAGGAGUACUUGAUGGAAGUCGUCAUCCAGGUCUUCACCGACGAGUUCCACCUGCAUACUUUGGGUCCGUUCUUGUCUGCCACAGCUCAGAUGCACCCCAAGGUCAACAUCAAGCAAAUUGUUAUUGCAUUGAUCGACCGCUUGGCUGCUUACGCUGCCCGUGAAGCUGAGAACGAAGACCCGGAGGAGACGAAGCGGCAAGAGGAAGCUGCCGCGCGCCGCCUAGCAGAGAAGGUUAAGAUUCAGAAAGCGAAAUUGCGGAUGAACGGUCACACGAACGGCACUUCGAGCCCCACUUCCGAGUCUGUCGCCGCCGAGAGUGCCGCUUGGGGAUCAACGCCUACCAGCCCUAUCACUGACAAGGAGAUGGAGUCUGAUGCGGCCUCAAGCACGGCGCUUGGCACGGAGGAGACGGUGGUAGAGGGCGAGAAGCUUGAUAAGGGCAAGGAAAAGGAGAAGGAGAAGGAGAAGGAGGGCCACGCGCGGAAGUUCAGAGGUGUGCCGGAGGACGUGAAGCUGUUUGAAGUAUUCUGGCAGCAGGUCGUCGAACUGAUCAAGGCGCGUCCAGACCUAUCAAUACAGGAUAUGACCGCCCUUCUGGUCUCCCUCACAAACCUCUCCCUGAGCUGCUACCCCGACCGGCUGGAGUACGUCGACCAGGUGCUUGGUUUCGCUCACGACAAGAUCAAGGAAUUCGCAGACAGUCCUGAUUUGCAUUCACCGCAAACCGUAGCAAACCUUGCUUCUCUGCUCGCUGCGCCCAUCAACUCUUAUCAGUCCGUGCUUACUUUGCUUGCCCUCCAACAAUAUACCCCGCUUCUCGCCAUCCAAACUUUCCAGACCCGCCGGUCGCUUGCUCAUGCCCUCAUCUCUUCUGUCCUCAAGAACGAGACCAUAAUCGAGACUCCGGAAGACGUCAAUGGCAUCUUGGAGCUCUGUCAUGUCCUUAUCCGUGACCAGACUGAUGGCACGGGAAUGCUUCUGGGGUCACAGGCGAUACCAAAGGAGCAAAGGCGAGGUGUGUAUCAUCCUGACCGGGAGGAGAUGGCAGAAGAGCAAGGUUGGAUUGCACGAAUGGUGCAUCUAUUCCGGGCAGAGUCGCUUGACGUGCAAUUUGAGCUUUUGCAAACUGCUCGGAGGCACUUCGAGACUGGCGGCGAUCGGAUGCGCUACACGUACCCUGCCCUUAUUACUGCAGCCGUCAAGCUAUGCAGACGGUAUAAAAACAGGGAACACCUGGAGGACGAUUGGCGGAGCAAAACCUCUAACAUUCUCAAAUUUGCGCGCCAACUCAUUGCUAUCCUGGCGACGCAAGUCGAGGCCCCGUCAAUUGCGCUCAGGUUGUUCCUUCUUGCUGCUCAGAUCGCCGACGAGUGUGGAUUCGAGGACCUCGCAUACGACCUCUACGUGUCUGCGUUCUCCGUUUACGAGGACAGCAUCUCGGAGAGCCGUGCUCAGCUGCAAGCGAUCACACUCAUCAUUGGCACACUGCAAGGCGCGAGGGUGUUCAGUGAAGACAAUUAUGAUACCCUCAUCACCAAGGCGGCUCUGCACGGUGCUAGAUUGCUGAAGAAGCCUCAUCAGGCGACCGCGGUCAACCUCGCCAGCCACCUCUGGUGGCAGGAGCUACCUCCGGAUGAGGAGGCUCCAUCGAAGGAGUCGGAGCCUGCAGCAUCGACGGAGGACGGAGCGGAAAGUGUCAAGAAAGCGUAUCCUCAUCAAGAUAGCAAACGUGUUCUGGAAUGCCUGCAGAAAGCGCUCCGGAUCGCCAGCUCAGCGAUCGAAGAGAUCGUCACUGUGCAGCUGUAUUGCGAUACGCUCGAUCAAUACCUGUAUUAUCUCGAUCGCGGCGCACCUGCUGUGACGCCGAAGUUCGUGAACAGCCUCGUUGAACUCAUCACUUCGUCGAUCGACAAUGUCUCCUCACCCGAGGUCCACCCAUCCCAACGCGCGCCGCCUGGGCUGCUAGAGGGCGUGCAGACACCCGACAUGAUCAAUCGCCACUUCCGCAAUACCCUCAUGUACAUCCAGACGAAGAAGAACGCAGCGAGCUCAGCGGAGGGCAGCAGUGCAGCAUCUAGGUGGGAUGACGUCGAUGUAGUGGGCGCGAUGCUCAAGAUGGGCCUUGGCGCGCGAUAGCUUGGAUUGCAUGUAACUGGACGAUCAUCCCCGCCCUCUGUUUAUUCGUCGUUCAUAUGCUAUUUCUGGUGUAUAUAUAAUGUUGUAAGUGCCCUUGCUCUAGUAACAUGGAAUGCGUCCACCCCCGCCUCAUCGGUUUCAAGAUCUUGAGAAACGAGAGCUCAAGUCGAAG